AUGGCAAAACACGGACAAUUUCGCCCAUGGUCAGAUCAGGCAGCGACUGACUCUCUUGAGAGCUGUCCACAACAGGGCUGUGGUUCGACGCUGUCAACCGCAGCCUUGGUGCGGCAAAUCAAACAGGUCGGAGGGUCGAGUCAAGUAUGCCCACAGGCUGCUGCAUGCAAGGAGCUCCGGGGGUGGGUGGGAAAGAAGAAUGUGGGAAGGAACAAGGAAAGAAGGCAUAAGAAGGGAGAUCCGAAGCGUGGGCAGCUUUGGUGGGUAACCAAGAAGAGAGUAUCUACUAUGAUAUCCAAGUUACCCUUCCGGGACGAUGUGGCGCUUCGAGGGGAGGGGAAUAUAGCCGUAGAUAAUGAUAGCAAAGCGGCGCCACACAAGGCCGGGGGCGAGGAAAGAAACCUCGCCACGAUGCGGUUCUAUUCGGAGUUGAGGGAAAGAGAGAGAGGGAAGAGAGAAAUGGACUCGAAGGAGAACAGCGAGUGGGACAAAGCCGACGAGGCAACUGCCCGCAAAUCGUCAGGCUACCGAAAACUGCGGCUUACCAGCCCCUCAAGCCAGUUCCAGCCAGCCAGCCCCUCUCUCCCAGGUAUCGAUACCAUCAUCCAAGUAUCACCGCUUUACUACCUGUUCCCUUUUCCCCCUACGGUAUGUACUGCUGCUGCUGCUGCUGCUGGAAACUGGCUGGCUGCGUUGGUUGCUGCUGG
This is a messenger RNA of Aspergillus niger, 707 nucleotides long. RefSeq lists its product as hypothetical. The annotation marks the transcript as partial. The record is from RefSeq and is a predicted model, not a curated record. The transcript is spliced from 7 exons. NCBI's taxonomy places the organism in Eukaryota, Fungi, Ascomycota, Eurotiomycetes, Eurotiales, Aspergillaceae.